Aplysia californica (California sea hare) is the source of this 3248-nucleotide messenger RNA. Its product is annotated as FACT complex subunit SSRP1. Gene Ontology annotation, cellular component: nucleus; FACT complex. The record is from RefSeq and is a predicted model, not a curated record. Bases 91 to 2433 code for a protein of 780 amino acids. Lineage: Eukaryota; Metazoa; Mollusca; Gastropoda; Aplysiida; Aplysiidae. Gene Ontology annotation, molecular function: histone binding; nucleosome binding; DNA binding. The transcript is spliced from 17 exons.
AUUGAAGAAUCCGCGAAAACCCAGGCGGAGGAGAAUUUGUUGACAGUGGAUAUUCUUUUUCUUUGAGAGAGUGUUUACUUUUAAUUUAAAAUGGGGGAUGUUCAAGAAUAUGGCGACGUUGUACAAGAAAUUAGGGGAGCAUUGAAUCCUGGAAGGUUAAAAUUGCAGACUGGCAGUGUUGUCUUCAAAAACAAUAAAACGGGAAAAGUAGACCAGUUUCAAGGUGGUGAUGUCAGCAAAGUACAGUGGUUGAAGAGAGCGAAAGGAUAUUGCCUGAAGUUUAUUCUCACCACUGGUAUCAUUCACAGAUAUGAUGGCUUUAAAGAACAAGAAUUUGAAAAACUGUCAAAGUUUAUUUCAAACAGUUAUGCGCUUAGUCUGGAAAAGGUGGACAAGUCUCUGAAAGGAUGGAACUGGGGCUCUGCCGAUUUUGAAGGCAACUCAUUGAACUUCAAAGUGGACUCCAACUUGGCAUUUGAAAUUCCGUUGACAAAUGUCAUGAACUCCACAACUGCGAAGAAUGAAGUGACCAUUGAGUUCCAUCAGAACGAUGAUGCUGCAGUUUCCUUGAUGGAGGUCCGAUUUCACAUUCCUCCUGAUCCAGAUAACGAGACAGAUGCUGUGACUAAUUUCCACAAGAAUGUGAUGGAGAAUGCGGACAUUAUCCAGAUCAGUGGAGAGAGCAUUUGCACGCUGUCCGAAGUACAGUGCCUCACACCCAGGGGUCGUUACGAUCUCAAACUUUUCCCUGGCUUCCUGCAGCUCCAUGGUAAAACAUUUGAUUACAAAAUCCCAUACCAGACUAUUCUGCGCCUCUUUUUACUGCCACAUAAAGAUGGACGUCAGAUGUACUUUGUGAUCAGUUUAGAUCCUCCCAUCAAGCAAGGUCAGACCAGGUAUCAUUUCCUCAUUCUGCUCUUCCAGAAGGAAGAUGAGAUGACCCUAGAGCUGACUUUGUCCGAGGACGAGAUCAAGAGCAAGUAUGAGGAGAAGCUGCAGAAGGAAAUGUCGGGUCUGGAGUUUGAGGUGGUCAGCAAAGUGUUCAAGGCCAUCACUGGACGGAAGAUCACUGUGCCUGGCAGCUUUGUUGGACAUUCUCAAGCCCAGGCUGUCAGCUGCUCCUACAAGGCGGCCACUGGUCUGCUCUACCCACUAGAGAGAGGCUUCAUCUUCGUUCACAAACCCCCACUACACAUUCGCUUCGACGAGGUGGCUAAUGUGAACUUUGCGAGAAGUGCUGGAAGUACGCGUUCAUUUGAUUUUGAAGUGGACACGAAGAACGGAGCUACCUUUACAUUUGUGGGUGUGGAGAAGGAUGAGUAUGGAAAACUCUACGACUUUGUUAAGAGCAAGAAUCUUAGAGUGAAGAAUAUCGGAGACAAGGGAGGCAAAUCCAUCUCGUACAAUGAGAUGUCGGACAGUGAUGCUGAAGGUGGAGACCAUGAUGCAUAUCUGGAGAGGAUGAAAGCUGAGGGCAAAGACAGAGAUGAUGAUGACAGCGAUGACAGCUCAGAUGAGUCCUUCAACCCAGGAGAGAGUGGAAGUGAAGUCGCUGAAGAAUACGACAGCAACCCGCCCACCACCUCAGACUCAGACUCUGACAGUGACUAUAGUGGCGGAAGUGGUGAUGGAGAGGGAUCUGGUGCGGAGGAGAAGAGGAGAGCCAGGGAAGAGAAGCGGAAGGAGAAGGAGCAGAGGAAGAAGGAGAAGGAAGAGAAGAGGAAACUGGAGAGAGAAAAGAAGGAAAAGAAAGAGCGAAAACCAAAAGCUGCCAAAACAGUUAAAGAAGGAGGCUCCCGCAAGAGGAAGAACAAGAACAAGGACCCCAACAAGCCAAAGCGGCCACAGUCUGCCUACUUCCUGUGGCUCAACGAGCAUCGGGAACAGAUCAAGGAGGAGAACCCAGGCAUCUCUAUCACAGACGUAUCCAAGAAGGCUGGAGAGAUGUGGAAGGCCGUCACAGACAAGACGGAGUGGGACGAGAAGGCGAAGGAGGCCAAGGCAGAAUACCAGAAGGCCAUGGAGGAGUACAACAAGAACAAAGUCUCUGACAGCGAGAGUGAUGGUGAGAAGGAGGCGAAACCCAAGAAGUCUAAAGCCAAGUCCAAAAGCUCUCCCAAAAAGAAGCCGGAAUCCUCUGCUGGAGGCGGUGGUGGUGGUGGUGGAGGCAACAGCAGCUUCAAGAGCAAAGAGUACAUCUCUAGCUCGGGACUCAGCUCCGGGUCGAGCUCUGAGGGCAGCGACAAGCCUCUGAAGAAGAUGGCGAAGAAGUCGAAGAAGGACGAGGAGGAGGAGGACAGCCCGGCAAAGGCCACCGGGAGUGACGAGGAAAAGGGAAGUGAUGAGGACAAGAAGGAAGCCUCGGCUUCUGAGAAAGGGUCAGGGUCAGAGAAAGAAGCGUCUGGGUCAGAGAAAGGAUCAGGGUCAGACUGAGAUGGAAGAGAGGACGGAUUACCACACAUGUUGACCUUGACCUCACACUGACCUGUCCUGAGAGUAAAGGAAAUCAAGACAAGGCUCAACCUUAUGGAGAGGAUCAUAAACUAAGUUGAGAAAGUCUUGACUUGUAGUUGCUGGCAGGAUUCGGGGCUUUAAAUGUGUGGAUUGCAUGUAUGAAGAGUGUUUGUGUGUAUGAAUGUUGUAGAGAAGGAAAGAUGGAAUAAUGAAUAUGUGGAGGGGUCAGAGGUGCCGAUUUUGCGGAUAAAUCUGAAUUUCUGGAACUAUCGGGAUAGGUGCACUAUAUAUGGAGUUUUGAUACAAGAUGUAUUAAUAUUAUACGCUUGCGCCUUUCUCCGGGUUCUGAAAAAUUCAAGAUUUUUAUUUCCUGAAGUGCAAAUGUUAGAUGGUCAGUUAGUGCAAAUGUUGGUUGAUAUGAGUGUAGUGUCUGAUCUAAUUCUUGAUUAUUUUUGGGGGGGGGUUGGUAUGUGCUCAUAAGAAUGUGUCAUGUAUGUAUGUGCUCAUUUCAGUAACUUCAUGGUUAUUGAAUGCUCAUGUGAGGGUUUAAAAAAAAUCAAUUUCACGUUUUGUAUUUGUAGUUCAAUAUAACCAGGGCCUGGUUGAACUGUCGUCAAAGUUCGGGUGGUAUCGAAACUGGCCAAAUGCAGCAACGUACAAGCAUACUGUUAAAUUGCCUUGUUGUUUGGUUAUUUGACGAAAUCGUCGUGUCAGCUCUGUUGAUGUUGCUGGUUGUUUGAUGCUAUGUUUUCACAUGGACUGAAAAAUGUCACAAUAAAAUUGUUUCACUUUGA